GCGUAGUGACCCGGAAGUUGUUAUUUUUAAGCGCGUAACCGACACCGGAAGUGUAUCUCUCCACGCGACUGUCGGCUAAAACGUUGUGGACACGAAAGGCCGUCGCCCGAAAGAGGCUUUGGAACUUCACGACGCGAUUUUCAAAAGCCAGGAAUAAUGAGUCUUCUAACAAAACCCAAGUCUGAGAUGACUCCUGAGGAGCUCCAGAAACGAGAGGAGGAGGAGUUCAACACAGGCCCUCUGUCGGUGCUCACUCAGUCAGUCAAGAACAACACCCAGGUCCUCAUUAACUGUCGCAACAACAAGAAGCUGCUGGGAAGAGUCAAAGCAUUCGACAGGCAUUGUAACAUGGUCCUGGAAAACGUGAAGGAGAUGUGGACAGAAGUCCCCAAAAGCGGGAAGGGAAAGAAGAAGUCGAAGCCGGUCAAUAAAGAUCGCUACAUUUCCAAAAUGUUCCUCAGGGGGGAUUCUGUUAUCGUUGUCCUCAGAAAUCCUCUGAUUUCUGGAAAAUGAACUUUUUUUUUCUUCUAAGAUUGCAAAGCAGUGGAUUGACGUUUUUGUGUUGUUUGGAUUAAAUUAGGGAGUAACCAGUGGCUAAUCUUUUUCCCCCGUUUGUUUUUUCACAUUUUAAUAAUAAAAGCAUCGACUGCUGCAGUU
Oryzias melastigma (Indian medaka) is the source of this 657-nucleotide messenger RNA. It is a transcript of the gene snrpd2, whose product is annotated as small nuclear ribonucleoprotein D2 polypeptide. Bases 157 to 513 code for a protein of 118 amino acids. Gene Ontology annotation, biological process: spliceosomal snRNP assembly; RNA splicing. The record is from RefSeq and is a predicted model, not a curated record. Gene Ontology annotation, cellular component: U1 snRNP; precatalytic spliceosome; catalytic step 2 spliceosome. Lineage: Eukaryota; Metazoa; Chordata; Actinopteri; Beloniformes; Adrianichthyidae. The transcript has 3 exons. Gene Ontology annotation, molecular function: RNA binding.